CAGGACCGCGCGCACGCGCGCGUGCGCGUGUGAUGCGGCUCGAUUGAAGCCCCGCGCGUAGCCGUUAGUUGAGAGGAGCAGGCAGUGGGGUGUGUGCACCCGCCGGAGGGGGAAGAAGCCGUCCUUUAGCUUGUUGGAAGGGAAAGAGUGGGGCUGUGAGGGGCCAAGAACGAAAAAGGAAGGGAAAAAAAGAGGAAAGCUUUGGGGAGGGGCUGCCACUGAGAUAACGGGCGAAGAGGAAUAAAAGGGAGCCAGCCAAGAGGAAGCCAGAAAUUAAGGGCGGGAGGGAAGGGAGAGGCGGGUAGAGGAGAGGAAGCUGACGGACGGACUCCGGGUAGGGGAAGUGAGUGAGGGGCUGGGAGGGCGGUGAGUCACCCAGGAAAAGGAGGCAGCUGCAGGGAGCGGCACCCUCCUCUCAGGGCCAGCCUGCUCCCAGAGGCGGUGAUUUUUGUGAGGCGAUGAGAUGAAGGGCGACCUGUGAGGAAAGGGUUGGGGGUGGGGUCCUGCCUGCCUUUGGGGGUGGUGGCGGCGGCUGCAGCUCAGCUGCCUGUCUUCCUCAAGCCCCUCUCGAGAGUAUCUUUUUUGAGAAGGGAAGUCAUAAGGGUAGUAGGUUUUUCUCCGGGAGAGCUUGUCGGGGGGGGGGGCGGUGUUGGGGGAUGGGAAUCAGGGUAGGAAAAAGAGAGAUCUCCAAGCUCGAAUGUAAAGGAGACUUGUUGGAAAGGGAGGGGAGGGGGAAUGCGGUUGGUGCUCUCCGUGUCACAUUCGGGCUUUUCCGUGGCCGGAGGGGGGGGGUUGAGAUUAGCUGGGGAGGGUUUCUCUGGAUUUGGGGCCCCUUCUGCAUGUGUGCACGCUCGCUUGCUUGCUGGUGGUGGUGGUGGUGCUGCUGCAGACUGGAAGUUUGGGGGUGGGGAGGAAAGUGAGGGUUGUGUAGCUGAUGUAGGAUCGUCGUAGGGUCUCUUUUUUCCCCCCUUCCUCUUCUGCUUAGAGAGAAGGAAAAAGGAGUCGGUGAGAGACAUUGGGCGGGGGUGUGUGUCAGAAAAUGAACGUCGUCGGCCUCGCGAUCGCUCUCUUUUUGGACGAGGUGGAUAACGAAGCGUCGGUUGUUGCCGUAGCCCUGGUUACUUUUUGAAUUUUUUUCGGGAAGCCAGCUGGGAUAUACUUUUUUUAUAUUGAACGGAAUUGCUGCAGUUGAAGGAACCUCGUUACGCCGUCUUGCUUUUAAAAAAUAUCCAUGCAUCUGGGUUUUUAAAGCUCUGCCACAACAAAAAUGGAAAACGAGAUAUUCACACCUCUGUUAGAGGUCUUCAUAUCCAGUCCUCUUGUUACCUGGGUUAAGACGUUUGGACCGUUAGCUGGAAGAAAUGCAACCAACUUGGAAGAAUAUGUUGCGCUUGUGGACGGAGUCUUCUUGAAUGAAGUCAUACUCCAAAUCAACCCUAAAGCAACUAGUCAAAGAGUAAAUAAGAAAGUAAAUAAUGAUGCAUCACUUCGAAUUCAAAAUUUGUCUAUUUUGGUGAAACAAAUUAAAUCCUACUAUCAGGAUACAUUGCAGCAACUGAUUAUGAUGCCUUUGCCAAAUGUCUUAAUAAUUGGCAAAAAUCCCUUUUCAGAACAAGGCACUGAAGAAGUAAAAAAGUUGCUGCUUCUCUUGCUUGGCUGUGCAGUUCAGUGUCAGAGGAAAGAAGAAUUCAUUGAAAGAAUCCAGAGUUUAGAUUUUGAUGUGAGAGCAGCAGUUGCCGCCCACAUACAAGAGGUAACUCAUAAUCAGGAAAACGUGUUUGACCUCCAGUGGAUGGAUGACAGUGCUUUGUCCCAAGACUAUAUUGAACCUCUCCUUAAAAAUAUGGCAUUGCAUUUAAAAAGACUAAUAGAUGAACGAGAUGAGCACUCUGAGACUAUUGUAGAACUUUCUGAAGAACGGGACUCUCUUCAUUUUCUACCUCAUGCGUCAGCAGCACAAUCACCUUGCGGGUCACCAGGCAUGAAACGCACUGAAAGCAGGCAACACUUGUCCGUGGAGCUAGCAGAUGCCAAAGCAAAAAUCAGAAGGCUUAGGCAAGAGCUUGAGGAAAAGACAGAACAGUUACUGGAUUGUAAACAAGAACUGGAACAAACUGAAGCUGAAUUCAAGAGACUGCAACAAGAGAAUAUGAAUUUGCUUUCGGAUGCCCGUUCUGCCAGAGUGUACCGAGAUGAAUUAGAUGCUCUUAGAGAGAAAGCAAUCCGGGUUGACAAGCUUGAAAGUGAAGUCACUAGAUAUAAAGAGAGGCUACAUGAUAUCGAAUUCUACAAAGCCAGAGUAGAGGAGCUAAAAGAAGAUAAUCAGGUAUUGUUGGAAACAAAGACAAUGCUGGAAGAUCAGUUGGAAGGAACCCGGGCCCGUUCUGAUAAAUUGCACGAGUUAGAAAAAGAGAACCUACAAUUAAAGGCUAAACUACAUGAUAUGGAGAUGGAACGUGAUAUGGAUCGGAAGAAGAUUGAAGAACUUAUGGAGGAAAAUAUGACACUAGAAAUGGCUCAGAAGCAGAGUAUGGAUGAAUCAUUGCAUCUAGGUUGGGAACUUGAACAGAUAAAUAGAUCAUCUGAGCUUUCUGAAGCACCACGAAAGUCACUUGGGCAUGAAGUAAAUGAGCUAACAUCUAGUAGGUUACUGAAAUUAGAAAUGGAAAACCAAAGUUUGUUGAAGACUGUGGAAGAACUACAAAAUGCAGUAGGUUCUGUAGAAGGCAGUAAUUCAAAAAUACUGAAAAUGGAAAAGGAAAACCAAAGACUAAGCAAAAAGCUGGAAGGGCUUGAAAAUGAACUAGCCGAAGAAAAGCAGAGUCUCCAAAAUAGUCAGAAUCUUAGCAGAGAUCUAAUGAAAGAGAAAGCACAGCUUGAGAAAACAGUUGAGACUCUCAGAGAAAACUCUGAGAGACAGAUUAAAAUACUGGAACAGGAGAAUGAGCAUUUGAAUCAAACAGUAGCUUCCCUUAGACAGCGAUCUCAAAUCAGUGCUGAAGCAAGAGUAAAAGAUAUCGAAAAGGAAAAUAAAAUUCUCCAUGAAUCUAUCAAAGAGACAAGCAGUAAAUUGAAUAAGAUAGAAUUUGAAAAGAAGCAAAUGAAGAAAGAGUUAGAGCAUCAUAAAGAGAAGGGAGAAAGAGCAGAUGAGCUGGAGAAAGAAGUUCAUCACCUUGAAAAGGAAAAUGAACUAUUACAGAAAAAAAUUACCAAUUUAAGGAUUACAUGUGAAAAAAUAGAUGCUUUAGAACAAGAGAACUCUGGUCUAGAUGCUGAAAACAGAAAGCUGAAAAAGACUUUAGACAGCUUGAAAAAUCUCAGCUUUCAAUUAGAGUCCUUAGAGAAGGAGAAUGCUCAGCUUGAUGAAGAGAAUUUAGAGCUCCGAAGAACAGUUGAAUCUUUGAAGAGUGCAAAUAUGAAGAUGGCUCAGUUAGAGCUAGAGAACAGGGAACUUGAAAAUGAGAAGGGACAGCUUCAGAAGAGCCUAGAGCUUAUGAAAACAUCCUGUAAGAAGACCGAACGGUUAGAAGUCAGCUAUCAGGGUUUGGAUACAGAAAACCAAAGGCUACAGAAAGCCUUGGAAAACAGUAACAAAAAGAUCCAGCAUUUGGAAAGUGAACUGCAAGAUCUAGAGACAGAAAACCAGGCCCUACAAAAGAAUCUGGAAGAACUCAAAAUCUCUAGUAAACGCUUAGAGAAAUUAGAAAAAGAAAAUAAACUUUUGGAGCAAGAGACCUCUCAACUGGAAAAAGAUAAAAAACACCUAGAAAAGGAGAACAAGAGACUUCGACAACAAGCAGAUAUUAAAGACAAUACAUUAGAAGAAAACAAUGUAAAAAUUGCUCACCUAGAAAAGGAGAACAAAUCUCUCAUUAAGGAAAUUGCCAUAUGUAAAGAAGCUUCUGUUCGACUAAAAGAAAUCGAAAAGGAAAAUAAAGAGCUUGUAAAAAGAGCCACCAUUGACAAGAAAACACUUGUUACACUGCGGGAGGAUUUGGUGAAUGAGAAGCUGAAGACACAGCAGAUGAAUAAUGAUUUAGAAAAGCUUACACAUGAACUUGAAAAGAUAGGUUUAAAUAAGGAGCGUCUUUUGCAUGAUGAGCAGAGUACUGAUGACAGCAAAUACAAACUUUUGGAAUCACGGCUAGAAUCCACCUUGAAAAAGUCCCUUGAAAUUAAAGAAGAAAAAAUUGCUGCUUUGGAAGCUCGGUUAGAAGAAUCAACAAACCUAAAUCAACAGUUGCGCCAGGAACUUAAAACAGUGAAAAAGAAUUAUGAAGCCCUCAAGCAAAGACAAGAAGAAGAGAAAAUGGUACAGAAUUGUUCUUCAAGAAGCAGUGAGGAAAGUCAGCCUGUCAAUAAAUGGGAAAGAGAAAGUCAAGAAACUACUAGAGAGCUUCUGAAGGUUAAAGACAGAUUAAUUGAAGUUGAGAGAAAUAAUGCAACUCUGCAGGCGGAGAAACAAGCACUGAAAACACAACUAAAGCAGCUUGAGACACAGAACAAUAAUUUGCAAGCUCAGAUUUUAUCACUGCAGAGACAGACUGUUUCCUUACAGGAGCAAAAUACAACCCUGCAAACCCAGAAUGCCAAGCUUCAGGUGGAAAAUUCUGCUAUCAAUUCACAAAGUACUUCACUUAUGAAUCAGAAUGCACAGCUGUUGAUUCAGCAGUCUGCCUUGGAAAAUGAGAAUGAGUCCAUAAUCAAGGAACGGGAGGAGCUGAGGUCAUUAUAUGAUUCGCUAGUCAAAGAUAAUGAAAAACUGGAACAGCUUCAUGAACGGCAAGCUGUUGAAUAUGAAUCCCUAAUUUCCAAACAUGGAAACCUUAAAUCAGCACACAAGAAUCUUGAAGUGGAACAUAAGGAUUUAGAAGACAGAUAUAAUCAGUUGCUGAAACAAAAAGUACAGCUAGAGGAACUGGAAAAAGCUCUCAAAGCAGAACAAGAGAACAUGCUGCAGCAAAACAAAAGGCAUGAAACGGUAGCAACAGAUUACAGAAAACUUUGUGAUGAAAAUGAUAGAUUAAAUCAUACAUAUACCCAGCUUUUGAAAGAGAAUGAAGUUCUCCAAGUGGAUCAUAAAAAUUUGAAAACACUACUAAAUAAUUCUAAACUAGAACAAACACGAUUAGAAGCUGAAUUCUCAAAACUCAAGGAGCAGUACCAACAGCUGGACAUCACAUAUACAAAGCUAAACAAUCAGUGUGAGUUACUUAGCCAGCUAAAAGGAAACCUGGAAGAAGAAAAUAGACAUCUACUCGAUCAAAUACAGACGUUAAUGCUGCAAAACAGAACCUUGUUAGAACAGAAUAUGGAAAGCAAAGACCUUUUCCACGUUGAGCAAAGGCAGUAUAUUGACAAACUAAAUGAAUUGAGAAGACAGAAAGAAAAAUUAGAAGAAAAGAUUAUGGAUCAAUAUAAAUUCUAUGAACCAUCUCCCCCCAGAAGGAGAGGCAACUGGAUUACUCUAAAAAUGAGAAAGCUUAUAAAAUCGAAGAAGGAGGUUAACCGAGAACGCCUCAAGUCCCUGACUCUGACACCAACUCGCUCAGAAUCCACUGAAGGAUUUCUUCAGCUGCCACAUCAGGACAGUCAAGAUAGUUCAUCAGUGGGCUCAAAUUCUCUUGAAGAUGGUCAGACUGUGGGGGCUAAAAAAAGCAGCAUGGUUGCACUGAAAAGACUGCCCUUUUUGAGGAACAGACCGAAGGAAAAAGACAAAAUGAAGGCCUUCUACCGUCGCUCCAUGUCCAUGAAUGACCUGAUGCAGUCCAUGGUCCUAGCAGGAGGACAAUGGACAGGUAGUUCUGAGCAUCUGGAGGGUCCUGAUGAUAUAUCUACGGGUAAAAGGAGAAAAGAAUUGGGAUCUAUGGCCUUCUCUACUACAUCCAUCAACUUUGCAACUGUCAACUCUGCUGCAGGCUUGAGAUCCAAGCAGUUGCUUAAUAAUAAAGAUGCUACAUCUUUUGAAGAUGUAAGUCCACAAGGAAUUAGUGAUGAUUCAAGUACAGGAUCGAGAAUUCAUGCUUCCAGACCAGCCAGCCUUGAUAGUGGCAGAACAUCCACUAGCAAUAGCAAUAAUAAUGCCUCACUCCAUGAAGUCAAAGCAGGUGCAGUUAAUAACCAAAGUAGGCCUCAGAGCCACAGCAGUGGAGAAUUUAGUCUUCUUCAUGAUCACGAAGCAUGGUCCAGCAGCAGCAGCAGCCCCAUCCAAUAUCUGAAAAGUCACACCAGGUCUAGCCCUGUACUCCAUCACAAAAUAUCAGAAACAGUGGAUAAACAAGGAACAUGCAGAAUUAAGACUGACUCCCCUGGAAGUGAGGUGGUAACACUACAACAGUUUUUGGAAGAAAGUAAUAAAGUUACUUCAGCUGAGAUCAGGUCCUCAGGCCAAGACAAUCUAUUAGAGGAAGUAAUGAAAAUUUUCUCUGAAAAUGCUGAAUUAGCAGGAAGAGAGAAACUAAGAAAACAAUCAUCAGGGAGCACUAGUAUUGCCAGAUCACAGAGUGUGAAAGCCACAAUGGAGUUCUCUGAUGGAAAGUUGACUAAACAAGAGCACCUUCGAAGGCCUAGUUCACAAAGAGUGGAAGACUCCAACUUCUCAAACUCUUCAAAAACACUUAUAGCAGGCACUAAAGGAAGGGCCAAGUCUGUUAAAGAAAGUAUGCAGUCCCAACGACAAUCAAAAGAUUGUAAUCCUUAUGCUACUUUACCUCGUGCAAGCAGUGUGAUCUCAACAGCAGAAGGAACUACUCGGAGAACAAGCAUCCAUGAUUUUUUAUCUAAGGACACUAGGCAGCCUGUGUCAAUUGACCCAGCACCAUCUACAGCUGACAGAAGUGUUGCAUCAGCUUCUAUUGCAUGGUGUUGUGCAAGAAACAGCACAAAAAAACAGAUGUGGAAGCAAAACCAGAAAACAGAAAUUCAAAAAGCAGGUCUAGGGAGCAACAAAGCUCCUAAUUCUGUUACCCCCACUACAUGAGAUGUGGGCCAAGUGAGAGAAAAGUGUCCUUCAGUAUUUCAGUAUGAAGCCUUUAUUUCUGAAGUAACCAGGCAUCCGGCUAUAGGAACUGUGGGUUUUUUGUUUUGUUUUUUAUUUUAAAUUCAAAGUUUUUACAGGUCUACACGAAUAGAGCAGUCAAGAAAUAUACAUCUUUCCUUGAAUCAAGGAACUGUACUGGCAUCUGCUGAUUUUUUUUAAAAAAAGACAAACUAUAUUGCACAUUGCACUGUUAAGAUCUACUGAAUAAAGGACAAUUUUCAUCUCUCCUAAGGACCAAGGGUUGUGUGACCUCAAGAAUUACUCCAGGAACUCAGUUACUGCUUUCUUCAUUCCUUUGUGAACAUAGUCACUGAUUGCUUACUGCUUCUGCUAAUAUUUAGUUCUGUAAAUCUGAAAUGGAAGACGGCUGUAGUUUCUUGUGGGAUUUGUUGUAAAUACAGGUACAAAACAAAAAAAAGAGUCCUGCAAAUUUAUUGGCACUUCACAACCUUAUUGGGUUUGCAUUAUUUGCAUGGUGGUGUUCUUUGCAAAAUGAGACUCUGCUGAUUAUUUUGAUGCAUAUACUGUAUUGGGAAGAAAUGAUUUAGGUACCUGAAAACGUAACUGAACAGUUUAAUCCACACUCCAUGUUAAUUCACCCUUUUAAUGUAUUUUCUCCACAAGAAAUAAUACAUUUUCCAAAAAAAGAAUUUGGCAAGAAAAUUAUGAAAGAAAUAUUUCUAAAACUUUCUUUGUCCAGCACAAUCAGUUUGUGUUUUCAGCAUUUUCUGAAUAAAAAUGUGUUUCAUAAAAUAUUUUGUAUUUUAAUAUAUAUAUAUAUAUUUGGUCAUGGCUGAUUAUGGUUUAGACAAAAGUUCGAUGGGGAAAGACCAGUGCGAAAAAGGCCAGAGUCAGCAUUCCUUUUAUUAAGGUUCUUAGUAAUAAGAAACCCUGGUUUUGUUCAUUUAUAAUUUUAUAUGCAUUAAUGUUGGUACUUUUAAAGUAUUUGUAUGCAUUUGUUGUCUUUAUCUCUUGCAAAGAGCACAAGAAAAUAGCUUUGGUUAAUCCUUGGAAGUGUACAUGUUUUCCCAGUAUGUAUUACAUUUUAAAGUGUAUAUUCUUGCAAGCUACCAAAUGUUUAAGUAUUUCCUCAACAUCAAACUCAACCAUUUAACAUCAUAGAUUAAAAAUUUGUGUGGCUCUGUAAACACCUAACACACAAGUAUUUUUAACCUUAUCAGUGAUCACUUUUCUCCCAUUCAGUCUAUUCACAAGUAAUGUUGCAAGUGUGUACAGAAUUGGAGCCACUACCUAUGUUCACAUACUUCAAAGUGUGUUCCUGCCCAAGCAAUAACAGAUCAAACUGUUAGCACCAGCACUGAUACAGUACCACUUUCCUAGGAUUUUUUAUCCUAGGCUUUUACCUACCAUUCCAGAGGGACUAUUUGCAAUAUUGUUGCAGUGUCUCUCUAGCUGCAUCCUACAAUUUGUUCUGCACAUCUGCCAUCUGAACGGGAAGAUAAGAUUGUUACCCUAAUAAUUUCUGCCCAUCAAUUUGCAUGAAUGCCUAAUACAACUAUAUUUGAGGUUUUGCCAGAAUAAAGGUUAAACAUAUAAUUUUGGCAGUGUGAGGCUCUCCUUAAUUUUAAUCUGGUUGUAACAGGAGAAAGUUGAUAUUAGGCAUGUGAAUUUCAUAGAAUAAAUUCACUUACUCAGCUGUUAGACAACAGAUUAUGUUGUGUAACUCACACAUAUCUACUUCUUACCCAGCUCUAGCAGUGUGUAUAUGGCAUAAGAUACAUGAAGCUGAUAUGCAGAGCCAGGAGGUUGCUUUUUGGACUACUAUCACUGCAUAUACUGGCUGGGGAAUUCUUAAUAUCGUAGUUCAAAAAUUUAACUUUUCCAAGCUUUGUUCCCUAGUACAGUAGUUACUUCAAGUAAAUAGGUUCUCACCAAAGAAAUCCAAAGUAGACAACAUGAUUGCAAGUAGCCAAUUUGGAGAGGAUCUUCAGAAAGUAUAUAAAACACUAAAUAAUCUUUCCUUAGCUUCAUUCCAGGUAUUUUGGAUUACAACUUUGAUCAUCCUGAACACGAUGAUGUUGUAGGUCAGCAUGAAGUUGGGGGAUACUGCUAUAAAUUUCAAAUGUAUAACCAAAUAACUUAAUUACAGUGGAAAAAAAGACAAAACUAGAUUUACAUACAUGCAACUGGGCUGUCAGGAGGUGACUUCUUUGCCUCCUUCUUCCCAGAACAGCAAUUCCUGGCUGCUCAAAGUGUUGCACACACACACACACACCGAAGGUCAGGAGAUGCUGCUGAAUGUAGUAACUGUGAGAAGGGGAGAGUCUUGAAAAUUGGAUUGAGCCCUUCUACUAGCAGAAGGCAGAUCCUAGAUUUGAGAAAUUGGAAUGAGAAAGGCACUUAUAGAGGGGAACAACCAUGACGUAAACUGAAUCUGUUACAUAAAGAGAAAGGUAAUACAUAAUUUCCUAAGGCCUGGACUCCCUAAUUUUAAGAAUUCUCAGAAUUAAGGGCUGCAAACCUUUCAUAUGAUGCCAGCCCUACCAAAAUCAGAAAAUCUUGUUAUCAGAUCCCCUAACAUCACUUUGUCUGUUUGUAAGCUUGUUUUAGCCAGAAAUUAGUCUGUCGUGGCAAAAGUUUCAAGCUGAGAUUGGCUAAGAACUGGAUCAUGGUAUUGCUGGGGCUGUUCAGUAUGGUGUGGUAUUUGUUUGCAGCCACUUGCUACAUGGAUCUUUUCAGUUCUGCUUCAUGGGGAGGAAUGUAGAAUAGCUGAUAAUAAUGUAAAGAUGACAAAAAAGAUGAUACUGUGAACAAAACAGUCAGAGCCCAUAUCAUAGUAUCAAGUGAGUUGAACUAGAGUUUUUAAAAAGUGUCUUGUGCAAUCAAAGGCUCUUACCUGGCUCUAGAAAGUCAUCAAACUGCCAGGUGUCUCUGCCACCCUUGAAAAGCAUUCAGUUUUCAUUUACACAUCAUCCCAUCUUUAGAUACCAUUCUCCUAGUGUCCAAAGAUUUGAGGUGGCAUGGGGAAGAUAUGGGAAGAAUUAUCUUAAUUGUUGGAUUCUUUCAUGAUUCUGAGCGUGGGUGCAUACGGUCCUAUAGAUUGGCUUGUUCUGUAUGAACUUCCUCAGAUUUUGGUUCUGGUUUUGUUGUUGUUGUUUAAAGUUUUCAGAAACAAUGUGCUUGUUUUACAUUCAGCAAUCCUAUGAUUGACCAUACCUAUUUUCUUAAGAGUUGCACCUUCUUCAUCUUUGCACUUGUUUUAUAUUUCCUGUGUCUUUUUACUAAGGAAUUUGUUUCGCAGGCUCAGUACUUUUCUGUUGUCAACCAUGUGAACAUCAUCUACUCGGAACUUCUCUCCAGCCUGCAUUUGUUCCAAGUGGGAGGAGGAAUGUGCAGGAGCAUCAUGUUAUUUGCAUGACCCUUGCUCAGGAGAAGUUGGUUGUGGAUCAUGCCUUUUCAAGUAUACCUAUUUUGGCGAUAGUCUGAGUUUAGUAAGAUUUUGUUGUGUAUGUCUGUGUGUGCCUCCUUUGUUUGUUCUUUUAAAAAUAGAAUAAUUCAGUGUUAAGAAUGAAAUACAAUCUUCCCUUAACAAACCUAACUCAUGGGCCUUUCCAGGAGGGCAAGGCUUAUAGGCCAUAAGUAAUUUAUAUUUGUAGCUCCUUCUUAGUAAACCUAAUUACUUGUUACUUGUUAAUCCGGAUAGUUUUCUGCUCACAGUUUAAUAGAAAAACAGCGCCUGGAUUUUGUGCAGGAAAACCAAAGCCCUGUCUAUUUUCACCUGCCCUUUACAGAGUUUGCAGAGAAACAUAAUCAGUUUCUCUGACCUCUACAGACUCCAUUUUUAAAUUGGGUCAGAAAAAUUGAAAUUUAGACUAUUCCCCUUAUGUCUCACUUUUCAUCACAGUCUACACAUUUUAUUAAAAACAGAACACUUUUUAAACCAUUUGUAAAAUCUGUAGCAGUGUUAAGAAAUAACGUGUCAUUGAAACCCCAGACUUUUAGAAUGAAAUGUAAGGGCUUCUUCACUGUACAUGGAAAUAUUCAGCAGUCACAAAGUGGAAGCUGCAAUACUGUCUUUCCAUUCUACUGCUGCUGUUGCUAAGGUAACAAUCGCCUUUUCCAGAAUGCGUUUUUUAAAACGUGUUUUAUAUUCUGAGAAAUGGUGCAGCUCCAGUAAUGGGGCCAAUGUAAGUUAUCUGAUGUAAAUUCUUUUGUAUUCUGUGUUGCUCAAACAUUGUCAAGAAUGGAACUGCCUUAAAGUGGGGAGUACCUGGGCAUGACACAAACCUGUUUUACAGAAGUUGUUAUUUAAAGCUGUAGUUUUCUUUUCUUAUACCUAUUAAGGAUUUUUGUAAUAUUUGUCAUUGUACACUACUUAAUUAUGUUAUUAAAUUUGCAAGCCAAAUAAUAUGUCUACCUUCAUUUUUCCCUCUCAGAAUAAGCUUUUAUUG
Molecule: messenger RNA, 11451 nt
Organism: Pogona vitticeps (central bearded dragon)
Lineage: Eukaryota; Metazoa; Chordata; Lepidosauria; Squamata; Agamidae
Gene: CCDC88A
Product: coiled-coil and HOOK domain protein 88A
Biological process (GO): cytoplasmic microtubule organization; cytoskeleton-dependent intracellular transport
Cellular component (GO): cytoplasm; centrosome
Molecular function (GO): dynein light intermediate chain binding; microtubule binding
Source: RefSeq, a predicted model, not a curated record